Messenger RNA from Alternaria atra, 1590 nucleotides. RefSeq lists its product as uncharacterized. The transcript has 2 exons. Gene Ontology annotation, molecular function: 1-alkyl-2-acetylglycerophosphocholine esterase activity. The coding region runs from base 1 to 1590 and encodes 529 amino acids. The record is from RefSeq and is a predicted model, not a curated record. NCBI's taxonomy places the organism in Eukaryota, Fungi, Ascomycota, Dothideomycetes, Pleosporales, Pleosporaceae.
AUGACCUUGCUCAAUCGGAUAAACCCUACGCCAGCCUUCCCAGCGCAUACGGGACCAUACAAGGUCGGCUCUGUAGACGUAGAAAUACCCACAAGCGACCUAGAGAGCCCUAGUGCGAAUGCGCCUCCCAGCGACUUGCCAACUGUAGCCUUCCGCAUCUUCUACCCGUGUAAGCAGGAUAGUAAUGAGAAGGCUGUGAAAUGGAUACCGAGCCCGCAGAGAGAAUACGUUAGUGCUUAUGCGAGAUUUUUGGGUGCCAACAGCGCAUUUGCGGGAGUAUUCUCACUACUGCCACAAUUAUUGUAUUUUAUUUCUAUGCCCGUACAUCAAAACGCCGAACUCCUCGCGCCCCCACCGAAAUCCGAACGAUGGCCUGUCAUGAUGUUUUCGCACGGUCUAGGAGGCACAAGGAAUGCCUACUCGCACAUCUGCGGCUCACUUGCAAGUCACGGAGUCGUAGUUGUCGCAGCGGAUCACCGCGAUGGCAGUUCGCCUCUCGCAAUCCAUCACACGCCCGAAGAGAAGGAGAAGAAGAAGUAUGUAGAAUACAGGUCGAUUGCCCACAAGCCAAGCACGGAAACAUACGAGGCAAGAGAUGAGCAGUUGCGGAUACGGCUGUGGGAGUUGGGCAUGGUACAUGAUGCGCUGGCGAAGAUCGAUGAAAACCGCCAACUCAAGAACGUAGCGCAAGAUCAGCCCAAGGGUAAGAAUAUGUUGAGCAUGUUCUCGAACUUGCUAAAUGUCCACGAGCCGGGUGCGAUCAGCUUUGCAGGGCAUUCCUUCGGUGCCUGCACGAUGAUCCAGUUUGUCAAAUCAGUUUACCAUCGCCCUCAGGCACAGAUUCCACGCUACAAGCCUCUAUACACACCAUCUGAAGACUCGAGUAUAGUUCGCCAGAUUACGCCACAAAAUUCGGUUACUCUUUUAGAUCUCUGGACACUUCCCAUUCAGAGCCCUGAUACUGCCUGGCUACGAAGCCAGCCGAUGCCAUGCUAUGACUCUCCAACUGGCGGCAAGAAUCUUCUAGCUAUCGCAUCCGAGGGCUUCUACAACUGGGCCUCGAACUUUAGAGAAACGAAGCGUAUCGUCGCUAAGCCUCCUUCCUCACAGUCGAAGUUUCCUUCUCAGCCCGGCCCGCACAUCUUCUACCCGAUUGCUUCGGCACAUCUUUCCCAAAGCGAUUUUGGCGUCUUGUUCCCCUGGGUCACUACAAAAGUGUUCGGCGCCAAGGAGCCCGAGCGUGUUCUGAAGCUGAAUACUCGCGCCAUCUUACAAGUUCUCCGUGACAAUGAUAUACGCGUCGCAAACACCAGCGCGUCCGAUCUGGAACUCGAGGAAACUGCGCUCAAAGACAAGAAUCUAGCUCAAGAUACUGCUAUCCUCAGUCGAGCGAAAGACAGUGUCCGCGGGUGGGUCAAUCUAAGUGCAGACAUGGAGGGCGGUCUCGACUUAUCUGGCGCUGAUAGAGUUGAGGGUAAGAGUUUAGUAGGUACGCCAAUGGAGAAGGUCGGUAGUGAUGGCAAGGGACCUGGGGAGGCUAUGGUUGAGGGCGAGGCACUGGGACAAGUUGUUGAGGGGAAUGAGAAGUGA